Meloidogyne enterolobii is the source of this 1017-nucleotide messenger RNA. Lineage: Eukaryota; Metazoa; Nematoda; Chromadorea; Rhabditida; Meloidogynidae. The record is from the annotation of a GenBank genome assembly.
UUUUUUAAACUUUUUCAAUUGAUGGGAGGAUGUGUGAGUAGUAGAGAUGUAGACGUUGAAAUUGAUGGAAAGCUGUUACGCUUAAAAAGAGUAAUUGCUACAGGAGGAUUCAGUCAAAUUUACCUGGCGGAGGAAGCUUCAAACAACGAAAAAUUUGCAAUCAAAAAAAUUCUCUGUCAUGGCCAAGAUGAAAUUAAAUGUGUUAGGAGGGAGAUUGAGCUGCUCACUCGUUUUGCUCAUUUACCACACAUUUUACCAUUCUUGGGGGUUGCAGAGGGCCGUUCUGUUGAUCCAACUUUUGCAGAAUUCUGUAUGGUUUUUCCUUUUUGUCGCCGUGGAUCGUUACAAGAAGAUUUGGCUAAUAGACGACAAAAUAGACAAUUUUUUGAAAGAAAAGUUCUGCUUGACUUUUUUAGACAGAUUAGCGAAGCUAUUGAACAUUUGCAUAGUGCUAAACCUGCAAUAGCUCACAGAGAUUUAAAACCCGGCAAUUUAAUGUUCUAUCAAGACUUUUAUACACUUCAAUUAAUCGAUUUUGGUUCAGCAAUGGAAUGCCCUUUAGUUAUUUCAGAUGCCUUAACUAGCAGAAAAAUGUUGGACGAAGCUGGACAAUAUUGUACAAUGCCUUAUAGAGCACCAGAAUUGUUUACUUGUGAAGUUGGGAUGGAAAUAGACGAAUCUGUUGAUAUUUGGUGUGAUACCGUUCCUCUCCAAAAUUAAUAUUUUUGACUUGGAUGGUUAAUCCGUGUUGACUCCCCCAAACUUUUUGGAAGCCCUCUACAACGUCCCCUUCACCCAUGUCAUUCCCUCUACAACGUCCCCUCCACCCAUGUCAUUUUCUCUAUUACGUCACCUCCCCUCAUACGUCACCUCCCCUUCCCAUGUCAUCUCCCCUCAUAUGUGUCCCAUCCCCUUCCACACCAUCUCGACUUACGUCAGUUCCCUUCCUCCGUCACUUCCUCUACUACUCCACAUCCCCUUUUACUUUUCGAUCCCCUUACAUCAUCUUCCCCUUCU